Messenger RNA from Oreochromis aureus, 2979 nucleotides. It is a transcript of the gene usp16, whose product is annotated as ubiquitin specific peptidase 16. The record is from RefSeq and is a predicted model, not a curated record. Gene Ontology annotation, molecular function: zinc ion binding; cysteine-type endopeptidase activity; cysteine-type deubiquitinase activity. Lineage: Eukaryota; Metazoa; Chordata; Actinopteri; Cichliformes; Cichlidae. Gene Ontology annotation, cellular component: cytosol; nucleus. Gene Ontology annotation, biological process: regulation of gene expression; regulation of cell cycle. The transcript is spliced from 18 exons. Bases 149 to 2674 code for a protein of 841 amino acids.
GCGAAUCAACGUAUUUACACUAAAGGUCGUGAUUUAUUUCUCCAGUCAACAGUCUAACGUAAUUAUGUCCGAAUUAGAGAAGUCAGCAAUAGAAAGUAAACGAAACUGAAGACGCUGAGGGUUUUAGGCUCGGUUUGUCACAGUUAAAAUGGGAAAGAAGAGGGGAAAGGACAAGACCUCCAAGGAGGAUGAUGAGCUUGACCUGACAGUUCCAUCCUGCAGGCAUAUUAAGAAGGGAACAGACCAAACUCUCCUCAAGAAACUUUCUGGUAACUCAGAUUGGACGAGUUGUCAGGAUUGUAAGCAGGAAGAAAAUAAAGAAAAUAUCAACAACCAUCUGCCACAGGAGGCUGAGGAGGAACAAGAAACAGGAUUGUGGAUGUGCUUGAAAUGCGGCCAUAGAGGAUGUGGACGAAAUUCUGAGAAUCAGCAUGCCAUCAAACAUUAUGAAACUCCUCGGUCUGAUCCACACUGCUUGGUGGUCAGCUUGGACAACUUUAGUGUGUGGUGCUACAUAUGUGAUGAUGAAGUCCAUUACUCCAGAACAGGGCAUUUGGCUCAGCUAGUAACCAACCUGAAAAAGCAAACAUCUUCAGAUUCUAUAAAAAGACCACAGAAAAGGGUCAAGGAGGAAGAUGUCUUGAUGGAAGCUAAACAGAAGACGGAGACUUUAAAAGAAGAUGAAAAUGAGGACAAGGAAAACAAAGAAAACGGGGAUCACCAGAAGAAAAACACAAAGAAAGAGGCUGUUGGGAAAUCUCAGAAGAAGAGCACAACUGAAGAGCGUUGUGGUGUUUCAGUAAAGGGUCUGAGCAAUCUGGGAAACACCUGCUUCUUCAAUGCAGUCAUCCAGAAUCUGUCUCAAACACAACUCUUAAGACAGACUCUCAACAAAGUGACAGAGGAGAAAAGUCUCAACAUUAAACCUGGUGCCUCCUUGGAUCUGGAGCCUAUAGAAGUGCAGUUAGACCGUCCCGGAUCUCUAACUUUGGCUAUGUAUCACCUACUCUGUGAGAUUCAGGAAUCGAAGAAGAGUGUAGUAACACCACGGGAGCUGUUCACACAAGUUUGUAGAAAGGCUGCCAGGUUCAAAGGAUUUCAGCAGCAAGAUAGCCAGGAGUUGCUGCGCUACCUGCUGGAUGGCAUGAGAGCUGAGGAGCACAAUAGAAUAAGCUCAGGAAUAAUGGACACAUUGAAACAAUCUAGAGAAGGCACAGAUGGAGAGCUGAAAACGCUGCUAAAAGAGUACGAGAAAAAUGGAUUUCUAAAAAACUUUGUUGACCAAGUUUUUGGUGGUGAAAUUACCAGCACUAUAAUGUGUCAGCAGUGUAGAACGGUUUCUGUGGUCACAGAGAUGUUUUUAGAUCUUUCCCUUCCUGUUUCUGAUGAGGCAUAUAGAAAGAAGAACCAAAAAAAGAAGACCAGUGCUUCAAGCCAGGAUGACAGCAGCAGCCCUGUUCGGACUAGUGGGAAUGAUGACAUUCCCACUGGGGCUGGCAGCAAGUACCAGCAGAAGAAAGCCAAGAAGCAAGCAAAGAAGCAGGCAAAGCAUCAAAAAAGACAGCAGAAGCUUGAGGGUAGAGCCACUUUGGACAGUCUCACCUCUCCGAGCCAGGCUGAGAGCGAACACACAGAUGCUACAGCAGAUUCAAAGGACAGGGAAAACACUGAUAAUGAAACACUUGAAGAAGAUUCACAACAUCCUGCUCAAGUCAGUGUGUCUGAAGAGGACCAAAAGCCCCAUAACGCAGUGCAGGUGGAGCAGGAAAAAGAAGAGGAUGAGGAUUCAGCGAGUGACCAUGACUCAUCAGUCAGCAACCGGUUUACUGCCUUAUCAGAGGAGCAGCACUCAAAGGACAGCACCGUAUGCAAUGAAAUGUCUAACAUGGGUCAGGAAGAAGACAAGACAGAAGAGGAAGACACACAGCUGGUGAGGAAAAUGAGUAAAGUAACCUUGGAUGAUGCCUUUAUAGAAGACACUGACGCAAUGGAACAAAGCAUGGAGAGUGAAGAUGGAGUGCUGGAGACUAAGGAAUAUACAGUAAUAAACCAAGAUCCAGAGCUGGCCUUCCACACGAUGGCUGCCAGGACAAUCCCAGAGAAACAGGAGUGUUCAGUGCAGUCGUGCCUUUUUCAAUUCACAGAAGUAGAAACCCUCACGCAAAACAACAGUUUACUUUGUGUCACCUGCACCAAACGGCAGCUGGGGAACAACAAGUCUGGAGGAUCCAAGAAGAAUAUCUACACUGAUGCCUUGAAGCAAAUCCUUAUCUCCUCUCCACCUUCAGUCCUUACUCUUCAUUUAAAGAGAUUUCAACAGAAUGGCUACAGUAUUUGUAAGGUGAACAGACACGUCACCUUUCCUUUCAUACUGGAUCUAGCUCCCUUUUGUGCAGUCAAAUGCAAGAAUAUCCCAGAGGGGCAUAAUCAGAUCUUAUACGGUUUGUAUGGCAUCGUAGAGCACAGUGGAACAAUGAGGUCAGGUCAUUACACGGCCUAUGUGAAAGUGCGGCCCGAGUGCCCUCAGCCUUCAUCCAAUGGACUUACAGAUGGAGAUGCAGAGUCACCCAGAGGAUCCUGGUUCCACAUCAGUGACACAAGCGUUCAACCUGUGAGUGAGAGUAAAGUCCAGAGCUGCCAAGCCUACCUCCUCUUCUAUGAAAGGCUCCUCUAAUUGUGCAUCACUACUCAGGAAAUCCAAAUAAACCAAGGCUGCUUCAGUUUCAUCUUUUAAGGGAUCUCAAAGAAUAUUUCCGCCUGUACCUGUUCUGACAGUGUCUGAAAUUGUAUGGCAGUGGCGGGGCAUUUUUAUCAGUCUCACACCAGUACAGAAAACGUAGUUGGACAAUGAAUUGACAAUAUGGAACUGGAAGUCACAGUUUCAGUAUAUUAAUGAAAGCUUGGGAUAGAUGAUAUGUAGAUAUAUAUUUUUUUCUUUUUUAAAUCAAUGUCAUGUAAUUAAAUGUUGCAAAAACAGAA